CCCACUCUCUUUCUCUCAGGUUAGACCUGCAGCUGCUGCACCACCACCUCAUGCUAUCCGGAAUUAUUAUUUUUUUCCCUUUUUAAAAAAAUCCGUUUAGUUUCGAUUUAAUCUCCUAAUCCGGACUAAUUAAUCCGAGUAACGCGUGUUUUUACAGUCGAGUCUCUCCUCACAGCUGUUCAAAGAUGGGCUGCGCUGGAUUCACCUGCUCCAAACACUCCCUGUGCGCACUCAACAUCCUCUACAUUAUGGUGAGUCUGCUGAUGAUCGGCAUCGCUGCGUGGGGGAAGUGGUUCGGUCUGGUCUCCAGUUUCCAGGUGGUAGGAGGCGUGAUCGGCGUGGGGGUCUUCCUCUUCUUUGUGGCUCUGGCCGGUCUCAUCGGGGCCAUGAAGCACCACCAGGUCCUGCUCUUCUUCUACAUGAUCGUCCUCUUCAUGGUGUUUAUCGUACAGUUUGCUGUUUCCAGCGCCUGUUUGACCAUUAACAAAGAACAACAGGACCACCUGCUGGAGGUCGGCUGGAACAACUCUGAGAGCACGCGGAGGGACGUGGAGAAGAGCAUCAACUGCUGCGGCUUCAGACGCGUCGACCCCAACGGCACGUGUGACGCUGCCUGUUUCCCCAACCACUCCUGUUUGCCCUGUGCUGAUAAGAUCCGGGAACACGCUGGGAAAGUGUUGCACUUUGUCGGAGGGAUUGGACUUUUCUUCAGCUUCACUGAGAUUCUGGGAGUGUGGAUCACGUAUCGCUACAGGAACCAGAAAGAUCCAAGAGCCAAUCCUGGUGCGUUCCUGUGAGAGAGCACCAGUGGACGUUCUCGUGGUCAUAGAGGUUUUCUGACGUGUGCUUAUAUGAGGUUCUGACACCUUGUCCAUCAGUGACUUUUGCAGCCAGAGGGGACACAAGGAAAAGCAGGUUUUAGCCAAGUACCUUAAGGCCAUUCAUCCAUCGUCUACCAUUGUAUCCUCCACAUGAGGGUCGCUGGUUCCAAUCCCAGCUGAGGUAGGGCGACACACACACUAGUGACUCUUAAAGCAGUUAUUGUCGAUGUAGUGAAUCAUUAGAAUCAGUUCAUUAAAAAGAUUUGUUCAGUACUUCCUUCAUGACCGGAGCACAUGUGAUGCGGCUCGUCGCUCGCGAUAGCCGGCUUUUAGCAGUGCUGUGGCUAAAUACACCAGACUCCUCUGUUAAAUAUUUUACAGAGGAGAUUUUAUACAUUUCCUUGUUAAAUGUUGGAGUUUAACGCACGUUUUGAGGAUUUUUAAUCUACAGCAUUGUUCGGUUUGAUUCUUGUGUCGGACAUCGCGCUCGUGACUCUUCCAGUGACGACACCACUGACCAAUCAGUGGCCGACAGUCUGUUGACGUCAGUAUCAGCUCAGCUCGUUUCGAACCUCGUCAGAGCAGGUUCUAAAAAAAAGGUACCAGGUACCAUCACUAAUGGAAAAGCAAAAUAACCGUGCCGCGCCGAGGCGAGGCGAGUCUUGCCGGGACCAUGUAGUGGAAAAAGAGCCAUUACAGUCAAUUUAGAGCGUCCAGUUUGCCUUAUCCCCGUAAUCUACAUGUUUUUUGGACUGUGAGAGGAAACUGGAGAACCCCAAAAAGUCUCAUUGAAUAAAAUCUGAUUAAGUGGGGAUUAAAUCUCAGGAUUAGACCGCUUUUUUCCAACUAGAAAGUGAGGUUUGUGUGUGAUUUUACACCACAGCACACAGAAAUUAGAGUUAAUCCACUGCGUCACUGUAUUAAAACGUGUUAUUUUCUGAUUUUGGGUGUUUGAAAUUCUUUGUUUAGAUUUCCCGAAGUGGCACAAACUUACCAAACAAAGCUGUGAUACCAGCAAACGGCGACUCUAGUCACAAAAAGGUUGUCUAACAGCGAGAGAUUAAGCUGUGAACAUAUUAUAAAGAUGUCAUAGACUUAAGCAGUUGCAGUUAGUUAAAGGGGAUUAAAAUCUGUGUUUUCCUUACGGCUCCACUGGCAGCCAGUGUGUCAAUACCUCAUAUAUUCACACUUAAUAUAUAAAUAAAUAAUAAUAAGUUCCUUUAACUGUACAUAAAAGACUGACCUGUGUGUUUUCACAUACUGAUGCAGUGAUGCUGUGACCGUGAUGGGAUGUUUGGGUUUUUUAUGAAACUCUCAUGUCUGCACAUUUUUACUGUUGUAGAAAAUUGUAAUAUAAUAAUUGGCCCCAAACACUGUCAUUGUUAUUGUGCUUGUUGCUGAUUUGUUCUUUCAAACAGUCAAAGUUCCACUGAUCACACUGUGCAACACUGUGUACUGACAUUUAAUGAAUGAAUGAAUGAAUGAAUGAAUAAUGAAUGAGAAGAAGAAAUGGAAAUGUUUUGACUGUGUGUGUGUGUUCUUGUAUUUGUCACUUUGUGAGGACCAAAAAUGGUAUAAACCUUGUGGAGUGACGACAUUUUAGCAAAGUGGGGACAUUUUAUCUGGUCCCCACAUCUUUAAAAGGGCUUUUUGGGGGGGUUAAGACCUGGUUUUAGGGUUAAGGUUCGGGUCCUCACUUCGAAAGCUGCACAAAUGUGUGAAUGUGUGUUCUUGUUUGCGUCUCUUUGUGUGUGUGGAAGCGAGGACAUUUUGGCUGAUCCUCACAUUCUCUCACCCCUAAAAGGGCUUUUUUUAAGGGUUAACUUGGUUUUCAGGUUAUGGGAUAAGGGAUUUUGUUGUGAUGUUAAGGUUAGGAUAAGGGGCUCUGCAACCUUUAGUAUUAAAAGAGCCAUUUUUAACCCUUCUCCACACAAAUAAAAAAUAUAAUAAAUAAAUAUAAUCUGAAGCUGCAAAACAAAACAUUUGAUCCAUAAAAUGAAGACAACAUCAUGUAUAAAGUUUUAUAUAUAUAGAUAGAUAUAUAGAUGUUGUUUAUUUAAGUCCACAUUUCAAACAUACAAAAUAUUAAACCACUUUCAUUUAUCGCCUUGAUCCGUAAAAAAAAAAGUGUUCACUUUUGAAGAAUUAAUAAAAGAAAGAAAGAAAAUAAAGAUGUCCUCACUUUGAAUGCCACACACUCGUGUGUGUGUGUGUGUGUGUGUGUGUGUGUGUUUGUUGCUCCUGGCUGUGUGCUCAGCAUAUUUGGCCUCUUGCAUGACUCUGACUCUGCUGCAAAUAUAAUUUACAGCAACAACCUGCUGAUUCUUUGUACUGUACACUUCAAUAAAGUUCAAGUUGACAAAAAAAAUGUU
This is a messenger RNA of Solea solea (common sole), 3193 nucleotides long. RefSeq names its product tetraspanin 13b (gene tspan13b). Gene Ontology annotation, cellular component: membrane. The record is from RefSeq and is a predicted model, not a curated record. The coding region runs from base 186 to 797 and encodes 203 amino acids. The transcript has 6 exons. NCBI's taxonomy places the organism in Eukaryota, Metazoa, Chordata, Actinopteri, Pleuronectiformes, Soleidae.